Molecule: messenger RNA, 3977 nt
Organism: Liolophura sinensis
Lineage: Eukaryota; Metazoa; Mollusca; Polyplacophora; Chitonida; Chitonidae
Product: cAMP-dependent protein kinase catalytic subunit PRKX-like
Exons: 9
Coding region: 745-1854 (369 amino acids)
Biological process (GO): protein phosphorylation
Cellular component (GO): cAMP-dependent protein kinase complex; cytosol
Molecular function (GO): ATP binding; cAMP-dependent protein kinase activity
Source: RefSeq, a predicted model, not a curated record
CUAUGAAAGAGCUGAACCGUUUCACUCAGCCGAUCUACGGUUUACUCCAGUGUGUCAGGCAAACAGCCGAUAUAAUCGUAUUGCAGGCGGUAGCUGAUCAGACGUGCUGCACAAGUCCAGUUCGCUCAUGCUAAAUAGCGGUCAACUCAACCGGGGCCAGUCAGCGGUUCACUCACGGUAGCUGAAGGAGGGUCUGCGUGCCGGACUCGGUGCUCAUUCUCCCCGGUGAAGCCAUCGUGAUAGGCGGAGAUUCGGAGCCGACCCACCGUGUACAAGUCACCGAUUCGAGCAUGAACAUUCAGUUGUCUUGUUAGCGUCUUAAGCUAACACAAGUUUUCUGACAAGUACACAGAACAUCUACCAGGAGUUCAACUUGUGUUUUUUUUAUUCUGUUUUUUUUUUGUGGCUUUUUUCCCCUCCACUCUUCUGUGAGUAAAGUGUUACUCAUCUGGAAGGUGAUUUUUUUUUACUUCUGGAUACUCUUGGAAUAUACCACGUGUAGCUAAUUAUAGUGGUUAACAGAGACAACAAUUUACAGUUGCGGCGUGUUUUCGGAUACUGCCGAGGCGUGGAGUGCCAGAAAUAGAAGCCUUUAGUCAUUGUGUACCCGGUUGUCUCCGGGGAUGCGGUUUGUGCCAAAUGAUGAAUACAUGAACAAACUGGAAACGGUGGUAUUCCAGAACUUACAGGCAUCAAAAGAAAAGCAUUAAGUUUCCGAUUCUUCGGAUAGAAACUGCCAGAGAUAUGGCGGCGACCAAAGUGGCAAAAGUUAAGAGUCUAGCCGGGUCAGACUCGAGCAGCUCAGGAAGCCUUAGUCCACGAAGGAGCCCUACGAAGGAACUUACCGCUCUGUCUGCCACACCAAAUAAUGCCGAGGCGGAUGAGGCAUCGGGUGAUGAGAAAAAUUUCAAACUCGACGAUUUCCACUUCUUGUCAACUAUAGGGACAGGGACGUUUGGUCGGGUGGUACUGGUGCGUCAGAAAGAGAAGCGUAGUUAUUAUGCGCUAAAGAUCAUGAACAUUACGACUGUGCUAAAACUAAAACAGGUGGACCAUGUGAAGAAUGAGAAAGAAGUCCUGUGUGCCAUUAGUCAUCCUUUUAUAGUCAACAUGUACUGGUCACAUCACGAUGAGAAAUUCUUGUAUAUGCUCCUGGAGUUUGUACCUGGUGGAGAAUUAUUUUCUUUGUUACGGAAUAUCGGACGAUUCACAACAAACACAGCCAAUUUCUACGCCUGUGAGAUUGUGUGUGGCCUGGAUUAUUUGCAUUCCCAAAAAAUAGUGUACAGAGACUUAAAGCCUGAGAAUUUAUUAUUAGACAGAGACGGACAUUUGAAAAUUACAGAUUUUGGAUUUGCUAAGAAAUUGGUGGACAGAACAUGGACGUUGUGUGGCACGCCAGAAUACCUAGCUCCUGAAGUCAUAAUGAGCAAGGGACAUAACAAGGCAGUAGAUUGGUGGGCACUAGGGAUACUCAUCUUUGAAAUGUUGGUGGGAUAUCCACCAUUUUUUGAUGAAAAUCCAUUUGGCAUAUAUCAGAAAAUUCUAUCGGGGAAAAUAGAGUUCCCAAGGCAUUUGGAUUCUGUGGCAAAGGACCUUAUUCGUAAAUUAUUGCACCAAGACAGAACAAGACGAUUGGGAUGCAUGAAGCUUGGUGGUGAAGAUGUGAAGAGACAUCGGUGGUUUAGAGGAAUAAACUGGGACGAUGUCUUAGCAAGGAAACUUGAGGCACCGAACAUUCCAAAACUUCUCCAUGAUGGGGACACAAAAAACUUUGAUGAAUAUCCCGAAGACGAUUGGAGGGUUGCCGAACCAGCAGCCAAAGAACACCAAGAGCUCUUUAGCACUUUCUAAACUGGAAUUUGGAAGGGGGAAUUUCUUUGCUUGGUGUGUUGUUGAUACCGUUCUGGAAAGAUAGCCUGUAUACAAUUUCCGAAUGUUGUCUUCCUUGUCCAAAGUUUUUGCCGGGUUUGGAUCAACUUGAGAUGGACAGCUUUUCGAUGGGUUGCAGUUUGACAGGCGUUGUGUGCUAGUUAUUUUAUGGGAGACAACUCUUCAGGUUAUGUGUUGAUUCCGGGGGUGACCUCCCUUUAGAUGGCUGGGAAAAAGGCUAGACGUGGAGUAACCUGUGAAGAGUUGAAGUCGAGCGUUAACAGAGAUGUGGAAGUCAGCGUGUUUGAAUGUUGUUGUUUUUUUAGCAAAAAUACUAAAAUUAAAAUUAUGAAGUCAGAACAUGUACUUAAUUCAUGGAACUGUUCUUCUCAGAUAUAAAAGCAAAACUUAACUUAUUAAAAUGAAAUCUAGGUGAGUUAAACUGUAGAUUGAACUGAACGUCUGCAAACUAUAUGUAUGUCUCUAGAUUUAAAUUUUGUGUUUCGUUUCCAGUGCUGCGUUUUGUGAUAUUGAUAUUGGUAGUAGAUUAAUUGUAAGCUUAUAAAGACAGACAAGUGUUAGUGUGUCACAUAAGUAUAAGCCGAGGACCUCUCGGUGUGGCUGGUAAAGCACAUGAUGGCAGUGGUCUGCUUACAAGCCAGGUAAAGUGCAUCGUUGCUUUAUGAAGUAUGGUCAAAAAUACUUGAAUACUGUAAAAAAAGUGGCAUAUUGACGAAGAUAAGUUUUACUCUGAUCUCGUCUAAUACGUCUGUAUUAAAAGGCACCAUUCUAAUAUACAAAUUAAAUGCAUAACUAGUUUAUUUUGAUGCUGCAAGUCCAUAUUCUUCAGGUUUUAAUGAGAUUACGACAUUUUUUAAUAUUACAUUGCGGUGUACAAGCACCACUAGUUAGUUUUGAAAAUGGCGAAAAUAUGUUGAUCUCAGGUAGCUAUCAAACACUUUUUUUUGCCAAAAUUAUUGUUAACGUGACCAUGGCCGUGGUAAUACGUUUUUUGAUGGUUGAAGUCCACAACAGUCAAAAUGCAUCAGCAAUAUAUUUAAGAGCAUUCACUGCAAGUCCUGAAAUGAAAUACACAAAGUUUGAAUGUGUGACGUGGGACUCGAAGUGUGUAUAUAUAAGGCGCCACCAACCAAUGGUGACAUCUUGCAUUACAAGGCCCAAGGAGUUAAUUACUAAGCUUGUCCACUGGGGCUACUUGUGUUGGAAAAUUCAUUUGAUUCGGCCAGAUUUAUACUUUCGUGAAUUUCUGAACGAUCUUUUCUGUGUCGUGCUGUGGGUUUGGAAGAAAUCGUCAAGAGAAAAGAUGACAUGUGAAAGGCAGAUUCACCCGAAAACUUCAGGCCACAUGCAAGCAUAUACCUUUAGUCCGUACCCAAUGUAAUUUGGAGUAACAGAAUCCAUUAGUAAUGCUGAGAGAAACAGUCAAUAUGUUCGAUCAUUUUUAUAUCAGCUUGAAACAAUUUUCUCCAGCAACCUACGGAUGGUCGAGGGUUUCCCCGGGGCUUUACCCGGCUUCCUCUCACCAUAACGCUGGCCACCGUCGUAUAAGUGAAAGAAUCUUGAGUACGGCGUUAAACUCCAAUCAAAUAAAAUGAAAUGAAACAAUUUUCAUGAAGAUUUAAACGGACUUUGGUUAUUGGUUCUUGUUGACCUGAUCACCAAUUCCAGUUUCUACACCACCGGUUGAAUCAAACCUCAUUGACUCAUGUAAUUUGAAUUUUGACCUAGGAAUUUGUUUCAAGUACUCGGCUGCAAGUUUAAGUCAACAAACUGGUCAGGGGACAUAGCGAAUGGCGAUAUUUAUUUUACUCGGGCUUAAUCAACUCCAUAAACUUGACUUCCGUCGUCCCAGUGAAAAAUUCAUGAGUAUGGAGUUAAAAAUAUAUAACAUUCAUGCCAGGAUAAUCACGUCCACCAAAAAAAAACUGUAAUAAUUGCACCAAAAUUUACAGCUCAGAGGGAAUUUUCAACAAACAUAUCCAUGUACAACAUGUGCAACAAAGCCAUUAAAAUGAAAUGCUGAAUUGAUGCAUAGAACUCUUAUCAUGUGUGUCCAUAUCUAUAGUUAAAUUAUACCUUGGUUG